GCAACCCAAUCUACGACUUCUUCAUUGGCCACGAGCUGAACCCUCGUAUUGGGAGCUUCGACCUGAAAUAUUUCUGCGAACUGCGGCCCGGGUUGAUUGGCUGGCUGGUCAUCAACCUGGCGAUGCUGACGAAGGAAUGGGAGCUGCGAGGGAGCCCGUCACUGGCCAUGAUUCUCGUCAAUUCCUUCCAGCUCCUGUAUGUCCUCGACGCGCUCUGGCACGAGGAGGCGGUCCUGACCACGAUGGACAUCAUGAACGAUGGCUUCGGCUUCAUGUUGGCGUUUGGGGAUUUGACGUGGGUCCCGUUCACGUACAGUCUGCAGGCCCACUUCUUGGUGGGUCACCCCCAGGAGCUGACACCGGCCGCAGCGGCGGGCAUCGUCCUCCUGAACGCCCUUGGGUAUUUUAUAUUUCGCAGCGCCAACUCCCAGAAGAACACUUUCCGCAGGAACCCCAACGAUCCCAAAGUGGCAGCGUUGGAGACAAUCCCCACGGCAACUGGGAGGCAGCUUUUGGUAUCAGGUUGGUGGGGCAUGCUGCGACAUCCAAACUACCUUGGGGAUCUGAUCAUGGCUUUGACCUGGUCCCU
Rhincodon typus (whale shark) is the source of this 589-nucleotide messenger RNA. RefSeq names its product delta(14)-sterol reductase TM7SF2. Gene Ontology annotation, biological process: sterol biosynthetic process. The record is from RefSeq and is a predicted model, not a curated record. NCBI's taxonomy places the organism in Eukaryota, Metazoa, Chordata, Chondrichthyes, Orectolobiformes, Rhincodontidae. Gene Ontology annotation, cellular component: nuclear inner membrane; endoplasmic reticulum membrane. The transcript has 5 exons. The annotation marks the transcript as partial. Gene Ontology annotation, molecular function: oxidoreductase activity, acting on the CH-CH group of donors, NAD or NADP as acceptor.